CUUCCGCUCCGUGUCUCCGUUGACUGGAGACAGGCUGAACACCGGCGUCCGGGUUCGGUGUCCUCUAGUGAGAUCCCGAGAAUUGAUUUCAUGAUCUGAUUAAUACAGUGAAGGCUUGUGACCUGCAGUUUGAAAACCAGUUAAUCUGGCUGAUGUCCUGGUAUGGUUGAAAUGUAGAGAACAUGAAGUGAUACAUUGAGAGAUGAUACUUGGAUCCAAGGAAUCUAUAGCUACAAUGUUGUCAAGACUUUUCCGAAUGCAUGGCCUCUUUGUGGCCUCACAUCCCUGGGAAGUCAUAGUGGGGACAGUAACACUGACCAUCUGUAUGAUGUCUAUGAACAUGUUUACUGGUAAUGACAAGAUCUGUGGUUGGAAUUAUGAGUGUCCAAAAUUUGAAGAGGAUGUUUUGAGCAGUGACAUUAUAAUUCUAACAAUAACACGGUGCAUAGCAAUCCUGUAUAUUUACUUCCAGUUCCAGAAUUUACGUCAACUUGGAUCAAAAUAUAUUUUGGGCAUUGCUGGCCUCUUCACAAUUUUCUCAAGUUUUGUAUUCAGUACAGUUGUCAUUCACUUCUUAGAUAAAGAAUUGACAGGCUUGAAUGAAGCUUUGCCCUUUUUCCUACUUUUGAUUGACCUUUCCAGAGCAAGUGCAUUAGCAAAGUUUGCCCUAAGUUCCAAUUCACAGGAUGAAGUAAGGGAAAAUAUUGCUCGUGGAAUGGCAAUUUUGGGUCCUACAUUCACCCUUGAUGCUCUUGUUGAAUGUCUUGUGAUUGGCGUUGGAACCAUGUCAGGGGUGCGUCAGCUUGAAAUUAUGUGCUGCUUUGGCUGCAUGUCAGUUCUUGCCAACUACUUCGUGUUCAUGACUUUUUUCCCAGCUUGUGUAUCCUUGGUAUUAGAGCUUUCUCGGGAAAGCCGUGAGGGUCGACCAAUUUGGCAGCUCAGCCAUUUUGCCCGAGUUUUAGAAGAAGAAGAAAAUAAGCCAAAUCCUGUAACUCAGAGGGUCAAGAUGAUUAUGUCCUUAGGCUUGGUUCUCGUUCAUGCUCAUAGUCGCUGGAUAGCUGAUCCUUCUCCUCAAAACAGUACAGCAGAACAUUCUAAGGUUUCUUUGGGCCUUGAAGAAAAUGUGUCCAAGAGAAUUGAGCCAAGUGUUUCCCUCUGGCAAUUUUAUCUCUCUAAAAUGAUCAGCAUGGAUAUUGAACAAGUUAUUACCCUAAGUUUAGCUCUCCUUCUGGCUGUAAAGUACAUUUUCUUUGAACAAGCAGAGACAGAAUCUACGCUCUCGCUAAAAAACCCUAUCACAUCUCCUGUAGUGGCCCAAAAGAAAGUUCCAGAUAAUUGUUGUAGACGUGAACCUACGCUUGUCAGAAAUAACCAGAAAUUUCAGUCAGUGGAAGGAGACACAGGGAUAAACCAAGAAAGAAGAGUUGAAGUUAUCAAACCUUUAGUGGCUGAAACUGACACCUCAAACAGAGCUACGUUUAUGGUUGGUGGCUCUUCCUUAUCCGAUUCUUCAUCUGAACCAGUGACACAGGAAUCUGAGAUUGAAUUUCCCAGGGAGCCUCGGCCUAAUGAAGAGUGUCUACAGAUACUUGGGAAUGCAGAGAAAGGUGCAAAAUUCCUUAGUGAUGCUGAGAUCAUCCAGUUGGUCAAUGCUAAGCAUAUCCCAGCUUACAAAUUGGAAACUCUGAUGGAAACCCAUGAACGAGGUGUAUCUAUUCGCCGACAGUUACUUUCCGAAAAACUUCCAGAGCCUUCUUCUCUCCAGUACCUGCCUUAUAGGGAUUAUAAUUACUCCCUGGUGAUGGGAGCUUGUUGUGAGAAUGUUAUUGGGUAUAUGCCCAUUCCUGUCGGAGUGGCAGGACCUCUGUGCUUGGAUGGAAAAGAGUUUCAGGUUCCAAUGGCAACAACAGAAGGUUGCCUUGUGGCCAGCACUAAUAGAGGCUGUAGAGCAAUUGGUCUUGGUGGAGGUGCCAGCAGCCGAGUUCUUGCAGAUGGUAUGACUCGUGGCCCAGUGGUGCGUCUUCCACGCGCUUGUGACUCUGCAGAAGUGAAGGCCUGGCUUGAAACACCUGAAGGGUUUGCAGUGAUAAAGGAGGCCUUUGAUAGCACCAGCAGAUUUGCACGUCUGCAGAAACUUCAUGUCAGUAUGGCUGGACGCAACCUUUAUAUCCGUUUCCAAUCCAGGACAGGGGAUGCCAUGGGAAUGAACAUGAUUUCCAAGGGUACAGAAAAAGCACUUUUGAAACUUCAUGAGUAUUUCCCUGAAAUGCAAAUUCUUGCAGUUAGUGGUAACUACUGUACUGACAAGAAACCUGCUGCCAUAAACUGGAUUGAAGGAAGAGGAAAGACUGUUGUUUGUGAAGCUGUCAUUCCAGCCAAGGUUGUCAGAGAAGUACUGAAGACAACAACAGAAGCUAUGAUUGAUGUAAACAUUAACAAGAAUCUGGUGGGCUCUGCCAUGGCCGGGAGCAUAGGAGGCUACAAUGCCCAUGCCGCAAACAUUGUUACCGCUAUCUACAUUGCCUGUGGACAGGAUGCAGCACAGAAUGUUGGUAGUUCAAACUGUAUUACUUUAAUGGAAGCAAGUGGUCCCACAAAUGAAGAUUUGUAUAUCAGUUGCACCAUGCCAUCUAUAGAAAUAGGAACUGUGGGUGGUGGGACCAACCUUCUACCUCAGCAGGCCUGUCUGCAGAUGCUAGGUGUUCAAGGAGCGUGCAAAGACAAUCCUGGGGAGAAUGCCCGGCAGCUGGCCCGAAUUGUAUGUGGUACAGUAAUGGCUGGGGAGUUGUCACUGAUGGCAGCAUUGGCAGCAGGGCAUCUUGUCAGAAGUCACAUGAUUCACAACAGGUCAAAGAUAAAUUUACAAGACCUUCAAGGAACUUGCACCAAGAAGGCAGCUUGAAUAGGCUGACGGUUCUGAACUGAAACAUGGGCAUUGGGUUCUAAAGGACUAACAUAAAAUCUGUGAAUUAAAAAUCUCAAUGCAAUGUCUUGUGGAAGAUGAAUGGAUGUGAUCAGUGAGACAACUGCUUGAUUUUUUUCGCUUUCAGAGAGGUUUGAGGUCCUUUCCAUGCAGACUCCUCAUAUUGGAAAACAGUUUUAGUGCUUUGUAUGCUGUGUUCUUUGGAAAGAUCUCAACUGGAUAUUAUGCUUUAAAGUAUCACAGAUGUAGAUGGUAAUCUACAUAGAGUUCACUUCUGAAAGCACAUACAAGCUGAAAAAAAAAAAAAGGUGUUUUUUCUUUUGAUGAAAUGAUGAAGUUAAUGAUGAUUAGUUUGAGAUUGUCCUUCCCCCAACCUCUAAUGGGUUAAAAAUGGAUUUUUAAAUUAUACUGUAGCUGAUAAAACUUCUGAUUUUAUAGUUAAUUUAUUUAGUCUGAGUUGUAGAACUUGACAAUAUAAGAGCUAAGUUUAUUUUUUUGUAAACUAAUAAUUCAUUUGGUGCUGGUCUAUUUUGAUGGGGUUGUAACCAAUAUUCUUGUUCAGAAGGGGACCUGCUUCUUCAAGGGAAGAAUUAUUCUUCUCAAACUACAGAAUAAUGUGCUAAGCAGUGCUAAAUAGUUCUCUAUCAAGAAAACAAAUCACUGCAUUUAUCUCUGUAGGCUGUUUGUUCAGAGAGGCCUCUUGUCUAAAUAUAAAUGUUUGUCUGAUUGGCUAUAGCAUGUCUUUCAGCAUUAGGCUUUAAGGAACAGUUUUAUGCUCUUUACUAAAGAUUGAUCAGGUCUGUGUUGCUUAGUCAAGGUGACUCUGUCACGUAUAAGCAAGUCUGUGACCUCUCUCAGAAUGUAGAAACACAGUUGUGAAAGAAAAACACCAUUUCUCUAAGCCAACUUUAAUUUCUUUAAAGAUAUUUUAAUUUAUUUAGCUGAAAGUUUUAGAUAGUUUUUUUUUUUUUUUUGUAAACAAACUCUAUCAAAACUGUAUAUGUUGUAAUAAAGCUUCUUAUGCUAGGAAUUUCUUGAAAGUGUUCCAGAAAUAAAGAAAAAUCAACUUGUAUGCUGAUAAAAAACAACAAAACAUAAAAACACCUCUAGUUUGGGCCACAGAAGAUAGUGUUCUUAAACGUUGUCCAGGAAAUCCUGGCUUGCUUGCCAAGCCUAACAUAGGAAAAGUCGGCCUGCACAGCCACUGAUGGAGCCACGUGAACGGCCUGGAGUUGUGUGCCUUGUUCCUGUGGCUAGGAGGCUGGUGACGGAAUCAUCCACACAGGGCUUUUUAAUGGACCCAUAAAAGCUCUUAGCUUCCUCAGGGGGUCAGCAGAGUUGUUGAAUCUUAAUUUUUUUUUAAAUGUAUGAGUUUUGUAUAAAUAAUAAAGAACUCCUUAUUUUGUAUUACAUCUAAUGCUUCAGUGUUGGUCUUGGAAAGCUGAUGUCUCAUGUGGAAGGUGGACUCUGGAGAACAUUCCACGAUGCCAUAGCAGCAUGGAGAGCCUCUUAGUGGUCGUAUCCGCAGUAUUAUAGAAGAUCGACCUUUUCUGUUCUGCAUAAUGUUUAAAUAGCUCCUAUUGUGACUUUUCAGACAGUGAUUAUUUAUCUGAGUAUCUUCAUGGAAGUGGCAGUGAACAGUAUGUUGAAUGUUAAUUUUGGUGAUUGUAACCAAUUUCAUCUUGCUAAAUUAAUGUUUUGUACAAUUUCUGAACUGUAUACAUUUUGUUACAGAGGACUUUUUUCCAGCUCCAGUAAAUUAUGAAAAGGAAGUCAA
Messenger RNA from Marmota monax (woodchuck), 4700 nucleotides. RefSeq names its product 3-hydroxy-3-methylglutaryl-CoA reductase (gene Hmgcr). Gene Ontology annotation, biological process: coenzyme A metabolic process; sterol biosynthetic process; isoprenoid biosynthetic process. Gene Ontology annotation, cellular component: endoplasmic reticulum membrane; peroxisomal membrane. Gene Ontology annotation, molecular function: protein binding; NADP binding; hydroxymethylglutaryl-CoA reductase (NADPH) activity. The transcript has 21 exons. The record is from RefSeq and is a predicted model, not a curated record. Lineage: Eukaryota; Metazoa; Chordata; Mammalia; Rodentia; Sciuridae. Bases 203 to 2902 code for a protein of 899 amino acids.